This is a messenger RNA of Periconia digitata, 1488 nucleotides long. The record is from the annotation of a GenBank genome assembly. NCBI's taxonomy places the organism in Eukaryota, Fungi, Ascomycota, Dothideomycetes, Pleosporales, Periconiaceae.
GUUUUUCUUUUUUGGUUUUCUGGGAUUCGUGUAGAUAAGAUGCGAUCGACUGCUGGACUUUUACUUUGGGCCGGUGCGCUCUUUGGCACUUCUUGUGUGAAUGGUCUUACAGAAGAGGUUUUCGCUGCCAUAGACAAGCAAGACGACGGACUUCGCACUGUCAACAACGAAGUAAGAAAAGUCUUAGAUUCCUCGACUAGACCUACGAAGCUAACGUGGAUCAAGAUUUGGGAGAACCCGGAGCUAGGCUAUGAAGAAAUCCACGCGCACAAAACCCUCACGGAUUUCCUGGAAGAGCAAGGGUUCAAUGUGACGAGGAGCGCGUACAACAUCAGCACUGCGUUCCGUGCCGAGUACUCGAGCGGCGAGGGACGCGCGGUCUCGUUCAACUCUGAAUUCGACGCGCUUCCUGGCAUCGGCCAUGCGUGUGGGCAUAACUUGAUCGCGACGAUUGGUGUCGCUGCCGCCAUUGGCGUAAAAGAAGCUUUAGAAAACCAGGGCGUAUCGGGGAAAGUAGUUCUGAUCGGUACACCCGCCGAAGAGUCCUUGGGCGGAAAAGUCAAGCUCCUCGAGGCCGGCGCAUACGAUGGUCUCGACUGCAGUUUGAUGGCCCAUCCAGGCAACGACAACUACGCGUCGUUUGGCCGGACGCUGGCGUCGUGGAGAGCAAACGUCACGUGGACGGGCGAAGCAUCGCACGCUGCUGCAGCGCCCUUCAUGGGCCGCAAUGCGCUCGACGGCUUCGUUUCCGCGUACUCGAGUACCGGGCUGUACCGCCAGCAACUCAUGUCGACGGACCGCAUCCACCAUAUUAUCCAGGGGAACAACGAGCUGGUAGCCAACAUCAUCCCGGAUUCCGUGGAUAGCGUGUGGGGAGUACGAGGAAAAUCAAGACCUCGCGCAGAGCAAGUCCGCGAGCAGCUCUACAGAAUCCUCUACGCGUCCUCAAACGCGACAAACACCUCGAUUGAAAUCACCCCUUUCCAGGACUACUGGGAUCAGAACCCGAGUUUCUCGCUGGCCAGCGAGUUCCACAAGCUCUUGGUUGAACAUAUGGAUCCGUCCGCAGACCCGGAGACGGCGAAUUUCACCGUCACGGCGCCUGAAGACGAGUCGGGUGAAGCGUCGGCGUCUUCCGACCAGGGAAAUGUGUCGUGGUUCCUCCCGGCGAUUCAAGUUGGAUUUCCGGUUGGUGGGACGGCGCCUGUUCAUAACGCUGGGUUUCGAGAGCUCGCAGGAACUCGCACGACCCAAACUAAUCUACGUCUUUCCUCGCAGGACUUUGCGCACGAGCAGGCUAUCAAAACAGCCAAAGUGCUCGCCUUGACGGGACUUCAGGUCCUGCAGAACGAGACUUUUGCAGAGGCCAUGUGGGAUGAGUGGUAUGAUAUGAUUGAGGAGAUCUCGGUGGGUCUUAGCGAGGGGAGUGCAGGGAACAAUUCUACGGGGAACUCGACGAGGAAGAGGCAUCUUUCGCAUGUGCAUUAG